AUGAGCCUAGUAAUUUUGAAAUCUCUUCUCGGUAAUCUCAGGCUUUACAAGUUUGAUGUGCCUUCUGAGUCUGAUGUCGGAGUUCUAAUAAUAAGUACUCCAAGUGAACACACAAUUGAACGGUUUCAAUUGACUCGAUACACAGGUCGAGGACGAGGAAGAGGUUCAAAAGCUGGAUUAUCCAAAGCAUUUGUAGAUUUGGUCGAUUGGCAAUUCAUGAUGGAACAUGAGUCCAACAUACCUAAUCAGAUCUUUGACUAUAUUGUCUCUAAUUAUUCUUUCAAGGAUCUUGAUGUGGUACCUCCCGCGUGUCCUGUCCUUGUCUUUUAUUUUCAAAUUAGAGGGUUUAGUCAAAGUUAUGUUCCUGAGAUUGACAUCACACCUGCUAUUUUGCACAUAUUGAGAACGAGAGACUCUGUUUUAAGUGUUGAAGAUGCAAGAACUAGACUCGUACCAAUUCAUCCACCAACGUUAGAGAUUGUUGAUUGUUACCAAAGUUUGGAAUUGUGUCGUAUAUGUGAAAAAGGAUAUCCAAAAAAAGACGAGAUUGUUUAUAAAACAAAAUGCAAUCACAUUUUCCAUGCAACUUGUAUCUCUCGUUACUUGUUGCAUACUCCUCGAUGUCCUAUUUGCUCCGUUGAGUUGCCACCUGUCGAUAUUCGAACUCUACUCUUCAACUAAAAUUUAGAGGUUUUAUUGAAUAUUUUUGCUAGUGUACUAUGUAAUAUAUAUAAAUGAAAAAGUGUUUUAAU
Messenger RNA from Capsella rubella, 752 nucleotides. Its product is annotated as putative RING-H2 finger protein ATL50. The record is from RefSeq and is a predicted model, not a curated record. Lineage: Eukaryota; Viridiplantae; Streptophyta; Magnoliopsida; Brassicales; Brassicaceae. The transcript has a single exon. Bases 1 to 681 code for a protein of 226 amino acids.